Molecule: messenger RNA, 1374 nt
Organism: Debaryomyces fabryi
Lineage: Eukaryota; Fungi; Ascomycota; Pichiomycetes; Serinales; Debaryomycetaceae
Gene: RPD31
Product: histone deacetylase
Exons: 1
Coding region: 1-1374 (457 amino acids)
Molecular function (GO): histone deacetylase activity
Source: RefSeq, a predicted model, not a curated record
AUGGCACAUUCUUUAAUUAUGAAUUACGGAUUAUACAAAAAGAUGGAAAUUUAUCGUGCAAAACCUGCCACCAAGCAAGAAAUGUGUCAGUUUCAUACUGAUGAAUAUAUUGACUUUUUGAGUCGUGUUUCUCCUGACAACUUAGACAUGUUUGCUAAAGAGCAGAUUAAAUUCAAUGUUGGUGAUGAUUGUCCAGUUUUUGACGGGCUAUUUGAAUAUUGUGGUAUUUCAGGGGGUGGUUCAAUGGAAGGUGCUGCCAGAUUAAAUAGAGGAAAAUGUGACAUUGCUAUUAAUUAUGCAGGUGGAUUACAUCAUGCUAAAAAGUCGGAAGCUUCUGGGUUUUGUUACUUGAAUGAUAUCGUAUUAGGUAUCAUUGAAUUACUAAGAUACCACCCUAGAGUUUUGUAUAUUGAUAUUGAUGUCCAUCAUGGUGAUGGAGUGGAAGAGGCGUUCUAUACAACAGAUAGAGUCAUGACUUGUUCUUUUCACAAGUACGGUGAAUUUUUCCCUGGUACUGGUGAAUUGAGAGAUAUUGGUGUUGGAAAAGGUAAAUAUCAUGCUAUUAAUGUGCCCUUAAGAGAUGGUAUCGACGAUGCUACAUAUAAAUCCAUUUUCGAACCAGUAAUCAGUAAGGUUAUGGAAUGGUAUCAACCUUCCGCCAUUGUUUUACAAUGUGGUGGAGAUUCAUUGAGUGGUGAUAGAUUAGGAUGCUUCAAUUUGUCAAUGUCUGGUCAUGCUAACUGUAUUAAUUUUGUCAAAUCCUUCAACGUGCCAAUGAUGGUUGUUGGUGGUGGUGGUUAUACAAUGAGAAACGUUGCUAGAACUUGGUCUUUCGAAGCGGGUUUGUUGAACAACGUGGUAUUACCAAGUGAAUUGCCAUAUAAUGAAUACUAUGAGUAUUAUGGUCCUGACUACAAAUUGGAUGUCAGACCAUCCAAUAUGUACAAUGCAAAUUCUCCUGAAUUUUUAAAUAAAAUAUUAACUAAUAUUUUGACUAAUUUGGAAAAUACUAAGCACGCACCAUCUGUUCAAAUGAAUUACGUUCCUAAUGAUGCUGAAGACUUGGGUGAUGUCGAUGAGGAUACACAAGAGGCUAUAGACACCAAGGGCGGUUCUCAACAAGCUAGAGAUGAAAUAACUCAACCGGAUAAUGAAUUCUAUGAAGAAGAAGAUAAAGAUAUUGGUAGUAAGGACAUCCAGGAUUUCAGUAAGUCUGAAUCUGCGUCUGAAUCUGCGUCUGAAUCUAAACCUACCGAAUUAGAAACUACAGCCAAUUCUGAAAAACAAGAAAAAUCUAAUGAAGAUGAAAAAAUGCUCACUGAUGAAGAAUUGAAAGAGAUAAACGAGUUAAACUCAAACGAGAAUAAUGCUUGA